Trachymyrmex cornetzi is the source of this 1440-nucleotide messenger RNA. RefSeq lists its product as uncharacterized. Gene Ontology annotation, molecular function: odorant binding; olfactory receptor activity. NCBI's taxonomy places the organism in Eukaryota, Metazoa, Arthropoda, Insecta, Hymenoptera, Formicidae. Gene Ontology annotation, cellular component: plasma membrane. The coding region runs from base 1 to 1440 and encodes 479 amino acids. The record is from RefSeq and is a predicted model, not a curated record. The transcript is spliced from 9 exons. Gene Ontology annotation, biological process: sensory perception of smell; detection of chemical stimulus involved in sensory perception of smell.
AUGGAUCUACCAUUUGACACUAGUCAAAGAUUUGUAUAUGAAUCGGUUAUAAUUAUUCAAUUUCUUCAUUUGCUGUUGUGUGCCGACGCAAUCGGUUUAUUCAAUGCCUUACUCAUAAAUCUGAUAUUGCAUAUAGGCGGUCAAAUCGAUAUUCUUCGUGAGAGUUUGAUGGGAAUUUUUCCGAAGAAAGAGAAAGACAGUUCGAGUCAUUUUAUGGUAAAAGAAGUAAUCAAGGAACAUCAGAAAAUCAUUAUCUUUUCAGAGCAUAUCGAAGAUCUGUAUUCAUAUAUUGCGAUGGUGCUCUUUGUAUCUGAUACUCUGAUUAUUUGCUGCUUAGGUUUUACAAUUGUCGCGUCAAUCGGUCGACCCGACGUCUUGAAAAAUAUAAUUAGGAUUCUCUUAUUUUACCUUGUCAUGAAUAUGGAAGCAUUCGUAUUUUGUUUUGCUGGAGAAUACUUAAGCGCUAAGAGUAAAAGCAUCGGAGAUGCUGCCUACGCUUCCCUUUGGUACGAAUCAGGUUCUAGAACCAAUCGAAUUAUAUUAACAUUCAAUAACAUAUUAACUAUCAUGGCGAUUGACUGGGAAAAGCGUUCCAGUACAAAAUUCAGUAUAUUUGCGACAUACAAUGCUAAACUGUCAGAACGCUUCGUUAACAUGACGGUGAUUCUUUAUUCGACAGCUGUAAUUCUUUUUAGCACCAAGAUCUUUGUAAAACACAUGGAUGGCAAUGCUUCCAAUGUUUCCACACUGUUGCUCAUUGUAGAGAUGGAUCUGCCAUUUGACACUAAUCAAAGAUUUGUAUAUGGAUCUGUCAUAAUUAUCCAAUUUCUUCAUUUAUUGCUGUGUUCCAUCGUUAUGGGUUUAUUCAAUGCUUUACUCAUAAAUCUGAUAUUGCAUAUAGGCGGUCAAAUCGAUAUUCUGCGUGAGAAUUUGAAGGGAAUUGUUCCGAAGAAAGACAAGGACAGCUCGAGUCAUUUCACGGUAAAUGAAGUAAUAAAAAAACAUCAGAAAAUCAUUACCUUCUUAGAACAUAUUGAACGUCUGUAUUCGUAUAUCGCGAUGGUACUCUUCGUAUCGGAUACACUAAUUAUCUGCUGCUUAGGUUCUACAAUUGUCGCGUCCAUCGGUAGACCUGACGUUUUAAAAAAUAUAAUUAGUGUUCUUUUAUAUUACUUCGUCAUGAAUAUGGAAGCAUUUGUAUUUUGCUUUGCUGGAGAAUACUUGAGCGCUAAGAGUAAAAGCAUCGGAGAUGCUGCCUACGCUUCCCUCUGGUACGAAUCAGAUUAUAGAACCAAUCGAAUUAUAUUGUUUUUGAUAAUGAGGUCGCAAAAUGAGUUAACAAUUACAGUUGGAAAGAUAAUGACUUUAUCCUUGGAACGAUUUACUAGUAUUAUAAAAACUUCAGCGUCCUUUAUAUCCAUCCUACUUACGAUGGGUUGA